AUGCCAAUCAAAAAACUUUCAACCGACACGAUCAAAAUAUUGCAGGCCCAGAAGUACGUCUUCGACUACACCAAGAUACUGAAGGAACUGAUCGAAAACUCCUUGGAUGCCAAGGCAACACGCAUCGUGAUAUGUGUGACCAAGAGCAUAGAGGUAUGUGAUAACGGCACCGGAAUGGAGUCCGAAAUUGAUUAUUUCAAAACAACCAAGGAGACUGAGCUGGUGCUGGGCGGCAUGAAUACGGAGUACUACGGGUACAAAGGGAUAUUUCUAAGCAGCCUGCGGGACAUCUGCGAUUUGGUGAUUGUCACGAAGCGAGACGAUGAACAACUGGCGAGAUGCAUCGAUUACAGGCACGGAACAAUGCAAAGGAUGGCAAGAGAGAACGGAACAACGGUGUUGAUUAACAAUCUGUUCAAGAAUUCUCCUGUCAGAAAAAGUGCCUUGAAGCUCAAAGUACCAGAAAUAGUGAAAAUGCUCGAGGAUUUUCUGGUUUUCCAGAAUGUUUUUGUUCGUUUUGUGGUGAACGAUAGGAAAAUAUUUGAAAAGCACGGCACCACGCUUUCUCAAUUUGUGUCCGAGAAUGGUCUGCACACGAUUCGUGGAAAAUCCUUUGAUUUCCUUUACAGCCUGGACAGGCUAAAGAAUCCGCUCAUGUUAGUUGGCAAGCGCAUCAUUACGAAUCAAAAGCUCGUAAAAAGACUUAAAACCACGCUCAGCCUGUUUUUUAAGGACAGAGUGUUCUAUGUUCUGCUGUUGAAGGACGUUCAAGUCGACAUACUAUCGAUCGACAAGCUCGAAGUUCUGCUCGAUGACGAUCUCAUAGAUGAUAUAAUUGGCACGUUGGAGCUGACAUUUAGCGAUGCUCGCCUUUUUGAGCACAGUGACAAAGUGCUGGGCCAGUGCCCUCGCGAAUCCACUGAGAAGAACGUUCAAAUACACGGGCGUGAAGAGCAGAUACACAAAAAGUUGCGAGUGAAUGCCGGUGAAACGGAGAAUAAAACGUUAAUAUGGGGAGAUACCCUCGUCAAUGUUUUCAAACCAUCAAUCACGGAAGAAGAUAAAGAGGCGGCAAACUCGACGAUGAAUUUAGCAUUUGAAGCGUCCUUCGAUCCGAAUUCAAGCGAUAAUAAGGAAAACGUACCGCAGGACAACCUAGCAAUAUACGAAAUAUUUAAUAAAGUGGCGGUAAACGUUGAUAAAGAUAUUCAGGUGCAGAAGAAGGACCUUAAAAACGUGAGGGUCAUAGGACAGUUCAACCAAGGAUUUAUCCUCGGUACACUGAACGGUUACCUCAUGAUAUUUGAUCAACACGCGGUCGAUGAGAUCUACAAUUUUGAAAUGAUCAAGAAAAACAUAAAAUUCAGCAAACAAAGCCUUCUCAAGCCAAUCAAUGUACAAGACAGCAGCAUGCUCUUGUCGGACGAUUCGUCCAGUCCGAACCGACUUGAUCAAGCCAUGCUCACCAACCUGAACAGGUUGUUUGAAAUAAAAGAAAACAAGCUCACGGCAUCACCUUCCUUCAACAAGCACCUGUUUAACAUCAAUGAUUACAUGGAGCUGGUUUCUACCGGAGAGGUGUCAUCGCUCACCAAUAAAAUAGCAUCCAAAGCGUGCAGAAUGUCGAUAAUGAUUGGUGAUAAACUUAAUAUGUGCACAAUGAAUAGAAUAAUCUACAAUCUUAGUGAGUUAGAUAAUCCAUGGAACUGUCCGCACGGUAGACCAACAUUCCGUGUCCUAUAUAAGCUGUGAGAGCGCG
This is a messenger RNA of Vavraia culicis subsp. floridensis, 1759 nucleotides long. RefSeq lists its product as uncharacterized. Gene Ontology annotation, biological process: mismatch repair. Lineage: Eukaryota; Fungi; Microsporidia; Pleistophoridae. The coding region runs from base 1 to 1752 and encodes 583 amino acids. Gene Ontology annotation, molecular function: ATP binding; ATP-dependent DNA damage sensor activity; ATP hydrolysis activity. Gene Ontology annotation, cellular component: MutLalpha complex. The transcript has a single exon. The record is from RefSeq and is a predicted model, not a curated record.